UGGUCUGCUUUCUUUAUCUAGUGAACAUGGGGAAAGUUGGUGUUUGCUCUGCAUGGACUGUGUGUACUUUUUAGGAGCUGUGAUGAGUGAGUCAGUGUUUGGAUGCAAAGGUCUCAGAGAAGGAGCCUGUGCCUUUAAGACUCGCCUGUGAAUUACUAGUUAUUUUCUGGAUCCGGGGUAGAGGGCGUUUUCCCUGGACAACAAGAAAAAAAAAAGACGAAGGCUGGAUGCAAAAGGCUGGAGGGAGAGGAAAAAUAUUAAUAAAUAACUAGUGAAGACAGUGGGGCCAACAGCAGCCUCUAGAGGGAGAGAUCUGGAGAAGACAAGCCCACAGACACCCCGGGCUUUGCUGUCAGAGGCUGGAAGGAGGGAUAGCGGUGGAUCGGCUGCCACCCAACCAGCACCAUUCAGCGAUCACAGGGAAGCCCCAGGUGCCCUAUUGAGAUUUCUCCUAACUCCCCUCCAAAUGCCAUUGAAUUAGCAAGCUCUGAAUUAGAGGUCCUCCCUCACCUCUCUACUCGUCGGAAUAAAUGCCGGGUAUCGCCCACCCAGCCAGGAGCUUCUGGGAAGCUGCCGCCUCCCACGCAAGAGGGCAGAAUGUCAUGGUUUAGUGGCAUCCUUGUCCCAAAAGUGGACGAGCGCAAGACGGCAUGGGGGGAACGCAACGGAAAGAAAGGCAAGCGAAAGAACACCAUGUUGUGUGGCCCCCGUUAUAUGAGUUGUCUUCAGGACCCUGAAAUGGAGAGGAACAAUCGCAACAACUUUGGCCUCCACUGCACUUGGCAAGAGGACCAUUAUGGGAAGAAGGGAACAGCAGGUGGUGACCUAGGACUUAAAAGUGUAGCCCUGGGUUUUGAGGAUGGGGAGGUCAAGAGUUCCAAAAUGGGUUCAACAGAAGCCGUCGGCACUGAGGACGGAGAUAGACAUUUGACCCCUCGGGAGUGCUGGGCAAGAUUUUUGCAAGUGUUUCAAUCCAAGAAAUUCCAGUCUGCAAAGCUGGAACGACUUUACCAACGAUACUUCUUCCAGAUGAACCAGAGCAGCCUGACUAUGCUUAUGGGGGCACUGGUUCUGGUGUGCCUGGUUAUGCUGAUCUUUCACUGCACUCACGGAGAGCCUGAUGUACUAUAUGUGUCUGUACUUGCUGUGGCCAUGGCCCUGUUUCUGUCGCUCAUGGUGGUCUGCAACCGCAAUGGCUUUCACCAAGACUAUAUGUGGAUUGUAAGUUACUUGGUGAUUGCAGUGCUCUUUGCGGUACAGAUUCUAGGGGUGUUUAUGGUCACCCCACGCAGUGCCUCAGAAGGGAUUUGGUGGAGCGUUUUCUUCAUCUAUAUCAUCUAUACCCUGCUUCCCGUUCGUAUGAGAGCAGCUGUAUUGAGUGGUCUUGUUUUGUCUGCUCUACACCUCAUCAUCUCCUGGAGGCUAAAUGCGGAUGAUGAUUUUCUCUGGAAACAGCUGAGCGCCAAUGUGCUGAUCUUCCUUUGCACAAACAUCAUCGGAAUUUGCACUCACUACCCAGCAGAGGUAUCCCAGAGGCAGGCCUUCCAGGAGACGCGAGGGUAUAUCCAGGCCAGACUGCACCUUCAAAGAGAGAACCAGCAACAGGAGCGCCUCCUGCUGUCUGUGUUGCCACGUCACGUAGCUAUGGAGAUGAAAGAGGACAUCAACACCAAAAAGGAAGACAUGAUGUUUCAUAAAAUCUACAUCCAGAAACAUGACAACGUCAGCAUUCUGUUUGCAGACAUUGAGGGUUUCACCAGCUUGGCGUCCCAAUGCACAGCACAGGAACUGGUCAUGACUCUGAACGAACUGUUUGCGCGAUUCGACAAGUUGGCAGCAGAAAACCACUGCUUGCGGAUAAAGAUCCUGGGGGACUGCUACUAUUGUGUUUCUGGUCUGCCUGAGGCCCGAGCUGAUCACGCACACUGCUGUGUAGAGAUGGGAGUGGACAUGAUUGAAGCCAUCUCGCUGGUGCGGGAGGUCACCGGUGUGAACGUUAACAUGCGCGUAGGCAUACACAGUGGACGUGUUCACUGCGGUGUCCUUGGCUUGCGCAAGUGGCAGUUUGAUGUGUGGUCCAAUGACGUGACUCUGGCCAAUCACAUGGAAGCAGGAGGCAAAGCCGGAAGGAUACACAUUACCAGCGCAACUCUGAAGUACCUGAAUGGGGAUUACGAGGUGGAACCGGGCAACGGCGGCGAGAGGAACGCAUACUUAAAAGAAAAUGAUAUCAAGACCUUUCUGGUGACGGGAUGCAGUCAGAAAAGGAAAGAGGAAAAAGCAAUGUUGGCAAAACUUCAGAGGACUCGAACCAACUCUAAUGAAUGCCUCACCCGUGUCUGGGUACCUGAGAGAACAUUUCCACGAAACAAAGGCUCAAAAGCAUUCCGUCAGAUGGGCAUUGAUGAAUCAAGCAAAGAUAAUCGAAACACACAAGAAGCCCUAAAUCCCGAGGAUGAGGUGGAUGAGUUCCUGGCUCGUGCAAUCGAUGCUCGGAGUAUUGAUCAGCUACGAAAAGAUCACGUCAAGAAAUUCCUGCUCACUUUUCAAACUCCAGACCUAGAGAAAAAGUAUUCCAAGAAGGUGGAUGACCGGUUUGGGGGCUAUGUGGCCUGCACUCUGCUGGUCUUUUGCUUUAUCUGUUUCAUCCAAAUUGUGGUAUUCCCUCAUUCCCUCGUCAUGCUUGGAGUCUACACGUGCAUCUUUAUUAUUCUGGCCAACAUUAUGUUUGUGUGUGCCGUGUAUUCUUGCAUAAAGGUCUUUCCAUCAGCUUUGCAAAAGAUAUCACGGAAGAUUGUGCAAUCACGAACAAACAGCACCCUUAUUGGGAUAUUCACUAUAUUGUUGGUGUUCAUAUCUGCCUUUGUCAACAUGUUUGCCUGUAAUCACCAGAGCCUUGCUGAGUGUGCUGCUCAGGAACUGAACAUCAGUUAUGGGUCUGUCACUGCCUGCCACCUCCAUAUCCUUAACUACAGCCUGAGCAUGGACACUGCUCCGUGUGGCUCCCACCAGCCCACGUGCAAUUUCCCAGAGUAUUUUAACUACAGCAUCCUCCUGAGCCUGCUGGCCUGCUCAGUCUUUCUGCAGAUCAGCAGCAUUGGGAAGCUGGCACUCAUGUUAUCCAUCCAGAUCCUCUACAUCCUCAUUGUAGAGGUGCCGGAGGUCAUCCUUUUUGAUAACUACGACCUGCUUGUGACAGCAAAUUCAUUAGCCUCUAAUCGAACUCUGGAAGCUGACGAAUGCAGCACGGUGAUCAGUAAGAUAGCUCUGAAGUAUGUGACUCCUGUCAUUCUCACUGUGUUUGUGCUGGCGUUAUAUCUUCAUGCGCAGCAAGUGGAAUCCACAGCAAGGCUGGACUUUCUUUGGAAGUUGCAGGCAACAGGAGAGAAGGAAGACAUGGAGGAGUUGCAAGCAUAUAAUCGACGUCUGCUCCACAACAUCCUUCCGAAAGAUGUUGCUGCUCAUUUCUUGGCCCGGGAACACCGGAAUGACGAAUUGUACUACCAGUCCUGCGAGUGCGUGGCGGUUAUGUUCGCGUCAAUCAGUAAUUUCUCAGAGUUUUACGUUGAACUGGAGGCCAACAAUGAAGGAGUGGAGUGUCUGCGUUUGCUCAAUGAGAUCAUUGCUGAUUUUGAUGAGAUUAUCAGCGAGGACAGGUUCCGCCAACUUGAAAAGAUUAAAACCAUCGGUAGCACUUACAUGGCAGCUUCUGGUCUGAAUGACACCACCUACGACAAGGAAGGGAAGACGCACAUUACUGCCCUUGCAGACUACGCAAUGAAGCUCAUGGAGCAGAUGAAAUACAUUAAUGAACACUCCUUCAAUAACUUCCAGAUGAAGAUCGGGCUUAACAUUGGGCCUGUUGUUGCUGGAGUAAUCGGAGCACGUAAACCUCAGUAUGAUAUUUGGGGAAACACUGUGAAUGUAGCCAGUCGCAUGGAUAGCACUGGGGUACCAGACCGCAUACAGGUAACUACUGAUCUGUACCAGGUGCUGGCAGCCAAAGGUUACCAAAUGGAGUGCAGAGGGGUCGUUAAGGUCAAAGGGAAAGGGGAAAUGACCACCUACUUCCUCAAUGAUGGGCCGGCCAGCAGUUAGCAGGAAUCUUUGCUUCCUAAGGAUAGAGGAUCCAGAUGCCUCAUCCAAACCCCGUGCAGAUGACCCAGAAUGACAAGGAAGCUACCUACAUCCUCAGCAGCAAAUGGGUUGGUGACAGCAGAUCCCUGGCCCUGAGAUGCAGAGUUUGGCAGCAGCGUGUUUGUGUGGUGCUGUGCUCCGUGACUGUGCUGCCAUGAAACCGAGUCAGACUCAGCUAUACUAUGAAAGAGGAGAGAAGCAGCUUUCACCCUGGCACUUACGGAAUACUCACAGGCGGUACUUGCAAGUUAUUUAUUGUGAAUGAGAUGUCGAGAUUAUUUUUUUUUUCCUUUUUAUUAUUUUUUAUUAUUAUUUUAAUGUAUGGGAUAAAACAAAACGAGAGAUUUUAAGCGGCAUAAAAUGAAAGUUUUAAAAAUUCUCUUAAAACUGACCAAAGAGCCAGAAGUAUGGGCCAUAGCAGGGAUUGAAGGGCAUUGCCUUGUACAUUUUAAAGCGCUGUAUGUUUUCUCUUGUGGAUUAUGUGACAUGUAUCCAGCGACAGGUGGAAUAAAAGGAUGUUUCUUCACAGGAGCCCAGUUGCACCUGCAGGUCGUUGCAAGGGCAACUAAACCUUUUGCUUCUCCGUUUUUACCUCCCCUUCCAAAUGUGCCCAUUACAGAUCAUUUCCACCGCUUUGGAUUCUUUACAGAUCAUUCUCCAGCAGGAGCAAACCCUUCCUUACAUUGGACCCUGACAAGCUCCAGAAAAAGUGCAUUUUGAGCUGUUCAUUUUCCAUGUUUUGUUCUCCCAAGGAAGUGCUUUCAAUAGACCUCUCUGUUAUCCCUUUGCAUCCCAGGAGAGUUGCAUGGGAACCACAACCUGAAAACAGACUUCAGCAGUCUCUGCCUUUACUGAUCUCCUUCCUCAACUGCCUCUAAACACAAGAAUUACCGAAGCAGAAACGGAGGAAUGAGGAUACUGAUGCUUGCGCCUUCUUCGUUUCCUGACUCUUCUGUCUGCGUUUUUUUUUCUUCACUGUGAAGCUGUUGGAAUUUCCGUCUCGUUUGCCAAAAUCAAAUCCAACCUGUGGAUUAAAAACAAAUCUUUGGUUUGGA
Molecule: messenger RNA, 5192 nt
Organism: Spea bombifrons (plains spadefoot toad)
Lineage: Eukaryota; Metazoa; Chordata; Amphibia; Anura; Pelobatidae
Gene: ADCY6
Product: adenylate cyclase 6
Exons: 23
Coding region: 598-4098 (1166 amino acids)
Biological process (GO): intracellular signal transduction; adenylate cyclase-activating G protein-coupled receptor signaling pathway; cAMP biosynthetic process
Cellular component (GO): plasma membrane
Molecular function (GO): adenylate cyclase activity
Source: RefSeq, a predicted model, not a curated record